Aspergillus bombycis is the source of this 1992-nucleotide messenger RNA. Its product is annotated as putative ferric-chelate reductase (Fre2). Lineage: Eukaryota; Fungi; Ascomycota; Eurotiomycetes; Eurotiales; Aspergillaceae. The record is from RefSeq and is a predicted model, not a curated record. The coding region runs from base 1 to 1992 and encodes 663 amino acids. Gene Ontology annotation, biological process: copper ion import; intracellular iron ion homeostasis; iron ion transport. Gene Ontology annotation, cellular component: plasma membrane. The transcript is spliced from 2 exons. Gene Ontology annotation, molecular function: ferric-chelate reductase activity.
AUGUACAAACCUCCAUGUGCACAUGCCUGCCGCUCAUCCAUCACAAACCCUUUGAACUGCUCGACGAGCUCAGAUGAUGGUUUGCACAUUGCAUGGAACGUCGAGAAGUCUCCUGAGCCAGAGUGUUAUGCGACGAAUGAUGCCUUCUUGCAGACCCUGGCAUAUUGCCUAUACUCUCACUGUCAGACGGUACCUAACUCGACACUGCAAAGAUAUUGGGAGAUGAACGUUGCUGGCAGUCAAAAAGACCAGCCACUGCCCAAACAGGCUUAUCAACAGGCUCUGCAAAGUAUCGGUUUCAGGCCUAAUAUCACAGCGAAUGUAUCCACGGUGUUGGAGUCAGCCUCGCUUGUGCCUGAGGGACUGUAUGAUCUCAAUUGGAGCACCCUGGCCGUCUUUGAGAAAGCAGAAGCAACACAUGAGAAAUACGGACUGGUCCUUCUCUUGACUGGCGCAAUUAUACCUAUUGGGCUCUCAUUUGCACGCUUCAUUCCCCUUCCCACCAGAUUGAAGACCAGUUUCGAGGCAUACGUGAUUGCUCCUCCGCUCAUCGGCCACCGACACAAAGUCCCCUUAUUCAACACGUUCAACAUGCCCACGAGAGGACAAGCGCUGUUUAUCGCCUAUCUAAUAAUAAUCAACGUGGUUCUAUGCGCGGUCGGCUUCAACUCAGCCGACCCCAGUGCGUGGUACACCUCCAACCGUCGCGAGAUCGUCACAUACGUUAGUAACCGCGCUGGCAUCCUAAGCUUUGCAAACAUCCCACUGCUGGUUCUCUAUUCCAGCCGUAACAAUAUCUUACUCUGGGUAACUAACUGGUCCCAUUCCACCUUCGUACUACUCCACCGCUGGGUUGCUAUGAUUUGCGUUCUCGAAGCAUGCCUCCACUCCGCCAUAUACUUGCAAAUAUACAGCGCAGAAGGUGAACAUUCCACUGAAAGCAAGCUCGCAUACUGGUACUGGGGUGUUGUCGCCACGCUGGCGAUGGUCGUGAUAGUCCCGGCGUCAAUGCUACAAGUACGCCAACGAUUCUACGAGUUCUUUCUUGCCUGGCACGUGGUAUUCUUCCUACUAGCGAUGGCCGCGUGCUGCCUACAUAUUUACUAUCGAUAUGACUUUCAAUGGGGAUAUGAGAACUGGAUAUACAUGGCGUUGGCGAUCUGGGGAUAUGAGCGGGGGAUGCGCAUUCUGCGGUUUGCGAGACAUGGGAUCCGCACUGCUCACGUUUCCAUCGUGGAUGAUGACUACAUUAAGCUGGAGAUUCCAGGAGUUGCGGCCGAGGGUGAUGUGUAUCUUUACUUCCCAACCUUGACGUGGCGAGUCUGGGAGAAUCACCCCUUCUCGGUCAUGACAGAUGUCUGCUGUGAGAGCGAUACGGGACCGUCGACUACAAUAAUCACGACCGAUAAAGGCAGACUUCCUGUUGAUUUGACGGAGAAAGUGGGGAAUCUGGAUAAGAUAUCUCUUGCUGAAACGUUUAGUACACCGUGUCAACGAAGGCUGGUGUUUUAUAUUCGAACCCAGUCGGGCAUCACCAAGUAUCUCCGCGGCCCGAGAUCGAAGUUCCCAGUUCUUAUCGAGUCUUCGUACCGCCCAGUGGCCCUUUCAAGGUCAAAUACCUCGGAUAUGGCCAAUAUUAUUGCGAUCGCGGGUGGUGUUGGCGUAACGGCGUUGGCGCCCAUAUUAAUGCGUCACGAGGGUUGGCAUAGGCUGUUCUGGGCAGUGCGUAGUACGCCCUUGGCAGAUUCCGUGGCAGCGUCACUUGGUGCAGAUCGUUUCGAUCGAUUGAAUCCUAUGGUUUUCCAAGAUAGUCGUAUGGAUAUCCCUCGCAUUCUACGGGAGGAAGUCUCAAGGUGUGCGGGAACGGAGGUCGCCGUGAUUGUCAGUGGUCCAUUAAGGAUGGCGGACGAGGUACGGCUUGUUGUAACAGGGCUGAUGAGGGAGAAUCCAGCAGUGAAGCUAAAACUAAUAGAAGAGUCUUUCAGCUGGUAG